Messenger RNA from Rhagoletis zephyria (snowberry fruit fly), 1554 nucleotides. RefSeq lists its product as uncharacterized. The record is from RefSeq and is a predicted model, not a curated record. Lineage: Eukaryota; Metazoa; Arthropoda; Insecta; Diptera; Tephritidae.
UUUCAAUACACAUUCCUAUCCAAAUAAGCAAAGCAUAAAUUUAAUAAAAAUAGUCUUUGUUUGAGCUAAGCAUAAGAGUCGCUUAUUUUUCUAAUAUUUUACCACUAUUUUAUUGUGCAAACUUGCGGACAAAGCCUUCCAACAAAGCUUUUGCAAUGACAACACCAACGAGAUUUGCCGUACUGGCACGCACUGCACGAUUACAAUUGAUUCCACCAGCGCAGGCUGAGGUUGGUGUGGAAAGUUCUUCCAUACCGUCAGCACAGGCUGAGCAUGUAGAAAGUACUUCAAUACCGUCAACGCAGGCUGAGCGUGUGGAAAGUACUUACAUAGAGCUGCAUAACUUCACAGUUGCUGCUGGUACGCUUAUUAAAGUAUUACCAGCAUCUGACAUUACGGCACAAGAGCCUGCAGUUGCGUCUACUGUUCAAGUGUAUGUGUAUGAUACAGUGUUCCGCGAACCAGACACCACACGCAUUUUUCAAUGCACUCGCGAUAGUUUGCUGCCAGUAUCUGAUGAUUUGUGGCCUUUUAUAGUUAGCAUACCAGAACCACAACGUCGUUUACAACUAUUGCUUGACCAUGAUCGCUGUGAAUGGCUGAGCAAUGCAAUGCCAGGUGAUUUAGUUUAUGUGCCAAGACGUUGUUUCGCGCAAGAAGGUAAUGUGCGUUACGAUUGUAUUAUUUGCUAUAUUGGCCCAGUGCCGGAGAUACAUCCAGUUGGUUACUUCUUCGGCUUGGAGUUGCUGGAUGAUACGCCUUCGCCACAUGCAACUGACAUACCAUUUACUAGAAGAUAUUUUGAAUGUGAUGCCGAGAAUGCAAUAUUUACCACAGCUGAUCGUAUAAUACCAAUACCGCCAGCGCAGGACGAAGAACCUGAAACAGCUGAAUCUGCGAAUGAAGCACCAGCAGGUGACUGGUCGAUAAUUACAAUGUUUAACAAUGCUCUUGAUAGCAUACGUGCAUCACUACCAAUUUAAAUUUCGUUAUUUUCGUAAUCCCAAUAGUACAUGGGUAUAAGGAUGCCAGUAGAUAAUUUCAAGAGCUAAAACCCUUCUAAAAGUCCUUCCUUGGAGUCAAGAGGCCUUUCACUCUACAUUUCUUUCUUCUUUUGUAUGGAGAGGUACAAAUUCAAGGGCAUCUGCUUUCGCUACCCAUAGAAGUGCAUUUGUAGAACUUACUUAAGAAGGCCUUUUGGUGACAUUUUUCUUAAGCUACUUCAUAUUUUAAAAUAGAAGCUUAUACACUCUCGUAAAUUGUAAAUAGGAAAAGCCCUUCUAGAAUGCUUGCAUAGGACCACUUUUAGAAUGGCUGCAUGGAUUUAUUUGCUGGGGUGAAAACUUGAAUAGUCUAAUCUAUAUUCCUCAAACUUAAAAGUUUUCUAUUAAUUAGAUAUUUUUUCUUGUUUGGUAUUUUUUAUCAUACUUAUGUACAUAUUUAAGAACAUACAUACAUAUAUUCUAUAAGUGAAGUUUUUACAACUCUAUGAGUGCAUAUUUUUUGUCAAAUUAUUGCGUAAUUUUUUAGUUUUUAACAACUGGAAUAUGUUUU